Molecule: messenger RNA, 1341 nt
Organism: Anoplopoma fimbria (sablefish)
Lineage: Eukaryota; Metazoa; Chordata; Actinopteri; Perciformes; Anoplopomatidae
Product: NACHT, LRR and PYD domains-containing protein 1 homolog
Exons: 10
Coding region: 1-1341 (446 amino acids)
Source: RefSeq, a predicted model, not a curated record
AUGACAACAGUUCAAGAGAAGCUUUUGGAAACACUCAAAGAUUUGACUUUCAGCGACUUCGAACAAUUUAAGUUGCUCCUGCGGAGCACUACAAUUAAAAAAGGCCUCCCAAUAAUCUCAAAACGGAGAUUAGAGAGGGCGGACAAAGUUGGAAUAGUGAAGCUGAUGAUGAAGACCUACGACCAACAGUGUGUGGACUUGACCAGGAUGAUUUUAAUGAAGAUGGACAGGAGAUAUCUGUUGCAGGGCUUAUCAGACACCAGCUCAGUAUCCAAAAGGCCUUCAAAAAGCUUGGAGCCUGUGAGCUGUGGAAGCAAUGUUGAGGACUCCAGUGACUGGACCAAACUUGAACCUGAAGUGGACAGUACAGGUGCAGAUGAGGCUCCAAUUUACAGCCUACAGUCUGAAGCAGGAAGCUUUGAAUGCAACGUCUCGGGCUUCCGAUGGAUCUGUAAGGAAAAGGUCAGCUUUAAGUACCAGUUUUGCUCUUUGGAGGAACACAUGGAGAGGAUCAAAAGCAUGCAAUACAUGCCUGCAGGUCCCCUAAUGGACAUCACAGUCCUUGCUGGGAGGUUUUUUGAAGGGUACCUGCCACAUUGGAUCUGCAUAGUUGACAAUCCUACGAUAUUAGACAAGUUUGCAGUCCUACACACAGAUGACUGUGGAGAUGUUGUGGAAAAAGUGUCUGAGGUCACAUCGUCCCAUGUCAAGCUGUCUGAACCAGUUUUCUCUCUAAAAAUGGUCCUGUUGAGAAUCGGCCUUCCAAUCAAAGUAAACUGUAACGUUUCUAUAUUCGUGAACAAAACAUCAUUCCUCACACUCCAUGUUUAUCUGACCCCACGUGAUCCUGGUCUACAACAGAAAUUGGAGAAGAUAGAAUUACCCGAUGGAUACAAAGUAAUCCGAAAGCCACAUCCAGCGAAGUCACUCAAAAUGAACGAUUGGUUCAUAUUAAGCACAGAUUUGGACGGUGCAGAAAUUUGUCCUAAGAAAUUAAUGCUCAGGUACGAAAGCACAGAGCCAAAUUUCAUCGAAGUGUUCAUUAACAAUCCAGACACAAACUUCCAUCUCAAUCUCACAAAGGAAAAUGAGUGUGAACCAGUAUGGACACGUGCAAUUCGAAAAGAUGAAUACCAAAGCACUGUUCACAUACAAGAAACUCCAGGCCCCUCUAAUGCAGACAACGCUGCCAUCUCCACCCUGCAGUCACGGGUUAGCUCCAUCCACACCACCGAUUCUUGCCUUCAAUCCCUAGAAAAUGCUGGAGCUUCUACUACAUCAUCAGGUACCAUCGCCACCACCCAGGACUCCAUGCGUUCAUUGAGUUUGUUCGCCCUCUGA